Capronia epimyces CBS 606.96 is the source of this 2472-nucleotide messenger RNA. RefSeq lists its product as uncharacterized. The transcript has a single exon. Lineage: Eukaryota; Fungi; Ascomycota; Eurotiomycetes; Chaetothyriales; Herpotrichiellaceae. The coding region runs from base 1 to 2472 and encodes 823 amino acids. The record is from RefSeq and is a predicted model, not a curated record. Gene Ontology annotation, cellular component: peroxisomal membrane. Gene Ontology annotation, molecular function: long-chain fatty acid transmembrane transporter activity; ABC-type transporter activity; ATP binding. Gene Ontology annotation, biological process: very long-chain fatty acid catabolic process; peroxisome organization; fatty acid beta-oxidation.
AUGCCGUUGCAAUCGAAGGAGGACCCGUUGGUGGUGCUUUACCACCACUACCUAAACCUACUGCAAUCUCGAAUACGCCGAACGUCAAGAUCCGUCAAAGUCGCGGCCACCGCGGCGCUCGUCAUCUCGAUAAUAUCCACGAGCUAUGGCAGCUAUAAGUGGUGGCAGGACAGGUCGAAAGAGAAGGACCGCGGCCGUAGACUGGUCAGGAAGAACAGCGGUUUACGAGGAAAAGAUGGAGAGCGCAUCAUCUAUGUUCCCCGGGGCGAUACUACGUCCAAGGUCAUCAUUCAUCCUACCCGACCGACCACGUUCGAUGCGCACCGCCGACUGUUUCUCACUCCUCCGCGAGUCACUCGAAUGGGAAGUGGCGCAUCCACACCUGCGUAUGGGCCGCCUCCUCAGACAAAGCCGGGCCUCAAUCUGGCCUUCCUGCACCAGUUCUUGAGUCUACUCAAUAUCAUGAUACCCCGGUUUAGGAGCAAAGAGACAGCCCUACUCUUGAGUCAUGCCGUCUUCCUCAUCCUGAGGACAUACUUGUCUCUGAUUGUUGCCCGGUUGGAUGGCGCCAUCGUUCGGGAUCUUGUUGCUGGUCAAGGGAAAUCAUUCAUGUUGGGUAUCCUCCGAUGGCUGUCGGUCGGCACCUUGGCCUCCUACACCAACGCCAUGAUCAAAUUCCUUCAGUCCAAGAUUUCAAUUGCUUUCCGAACUCGACUGACUCGGUAUAUCCACGAUCUGUACCUCAACUCGAACCUCAACUAUUACAAACUCACCAAUCUCGAUGGCGGCGUCGGCCAAGGCGCAGACCAGUUCAUCACGCAAGAUCUCACACUCUUCUGUACAUCAGCAGCGUCUCUAUAUUCCUCUUUAGGGAAACCUCUUGUCGACAUCUUUGUCUUCAACUACCAGCUAUAUCGAUCGCUUGGCCCGCUUGCCCUGACAGGCCUGUUAUCCAAUUAUUUCGCCACAGCUACUCUCCUUCGCCGGCUCUCCCCGCCGUUCGGAAAGCUCAAAGCAGUCGAGGCGCGGAAAGAAGGCGAUUUCCGUGGGCUACAUGCACGAUUGAUCGCCAAUGCUGAAGAAGUCGCCUUCUACGGCGGGGCCGAGGUUGAAAAGGUAUACCUUAACAAAGCUUUCAAAGAGCUCCGGACUUGGAUGGAGGGAAUCUAUAACGUCAAGGUCCGGUAUAACAUGCUCGAAGACUUUGUCCUGAAAUAUUCCUGGUCGGCAUUUGGGUAUAUCAUCACCUCUAUACCUGUGUAUCUUCCAGCCUGGGCGGGAAUGACGGCCCUUCUGGAAUCAAGCGGUUCUGAAGGACCGGAAUUGUCUGAAACCUCUCGGGAAAGAUCGCACAUGAAAGAUUUCAUCACCAAUAAAAGACUCAUGCUGGCCUUGGCAGACGCCGGUGGUCGAAUGAUGUACAGUAUCAAGGAUCUCUCCGAAUUGGCAGGAUACACCUCACGAGUCUACCAGCUCAUCUCCACGCUCCAUCGUGUUCACGCCAAUGCUUACGCACCCUCCCACCGCCGCAGUCCCGGUAGGAUCGAACUUUACUCGUUGGCGGACGUCCAAGGCACGACCCACCUCGGAUUCGUCGGCGUCCGACUUGAAGAUGUUCCCAUCGUGGCUCCGGCGCUGUGGCCGUAUGGGGGAGAUGAGCUGAUCGAGUCACUCUCAUUUGUGGCCCACAGCGGCCAACACCUCCUCAUUUCCGGCCCCAAUGGUGCAGGCAAAUCUUCCAUCGCACGCAUCGUUGCCGGUCUGUGGCCGGUAUACCGCGGCUUAGUGUCCCGGCCACGCAACACCGGCCAGGACGGUAUCAUGUUUCUUCCCCAACGGCCCUAUCUGAGCGUAGGGACAUUGCGAGACCAGGUCAUCUACCCGCACACUGAACUGGAUAUGCGGGACAACGCGCGGCGCGACAACGAGUUGGAGCAGAUCUUAGGCGACGCUAAGCUCGGUCAUCUGCUUGCCCGGGAAGGCGGCUGGGACACACGGAAGGAAUGGAAAGACGUGCUCUCCGGUGGAGAAAAACAGCGCAUGGCGAUUGCAAGACUGCUCUACCAUGAGCCCAAGUACGCCUUUCUCGAUGAGGGGACUUCUGCCGUUUCCUCCGACGUCGAAGGCUUGCUGUAUGAGCGGUGCAAAGACCGGGGGAUUACGCUGAUCACAAUCUCGACGCGCGCCAGCCUUCGCAAGUACCACACGUUCAACCUGGUGCUCGGCCUCGGCGAGGAAGGUUAUGACUGGGAGAUGGUGCGGAUUGGGACGGAGCAGGAGAAAAUCGGCCUCGAGAAGGAGAUUAGCGAGCUCAAGGGCAAACUUGCCAAAGUGGCGGAAUGGCAGAGGCGGAAGGCGGAGAUCGAGGAAGAGCUCAGUCGUGUUCUGGUGAUUGACCAGGAAGGGCACGAAUUGGAAAAGCCUGCGUAUUUCGAUCAGCUGGCGGAGGGACAGGGGGAGAUUGCGGUCUGA